Messenger RNA from Plasmodium falciparum 3D7, 2100 nucleotides. RefSeq names its product male development protein MD1 (gene MD1). The record is from RefSeq and is a predicted model, not a curated record. NCBI's taxonomy places the organism in Eukaryota, Apicomplexa, Aconoidasida, Haemosporida, Plasmodiidae.
AUGGCGGACUUGAAUAAUUACAAGGAGAUGAAUUCAUAUGCUGAAGGGACAUAUAUAAUGCCUAAUAAGAUAGAAAAUGUGUAUUGCCGUAAUAUGGAUACAACUCCUAAUUUUGGUGACAAAUAUUAUGAUACAGAAUACGUGUUUCCUAAUAAUAUGACGAUGCCCGUAUGGAAUAAUUACAAUAUGAAUAUUCCUAAUUAUAAUAGUGCUGCACAAAUUUCCGAGGAAUUAAUGCCGAAUCAGCUUUAUUCAACAAUGGAUGACCCUUCUGCAAGAAACACAAAUUAUGGAACAUUAAAUGUACGAUUAUGUAACAAGGACAGGGUAUUUUAUGCAAAUAAUGAAAGAGAUGGAAAUGUACAUGAGAACAAUGUAAUUAGGUAUCCACGAUUUGAUAUGAAUGCUGCUCCAAGGGUUAAUCGCAGAUCUGAUUUUCCUAGAAAUACUUGUCAUGCGAGAAGAAAUUUAAGAAGAAAUAUUAUGCAUGAAAGAUAUAAUAGGAUAAGAAGAGAAGCCCCAUUUAAUAUGGAUAUGUAUGGGAAAAAUCAGAAUAGGAAUUAUUCCUGUAAUUGUUUAUAUAUUUAUAGGAAUAUUUACAAAAAUAGAUAUGAUGUUGUUGAUAUGAAACAAGUACAUACCGAAUUAAUAUAUCUCAUUAUCAAAUAUUUAUACUAUGAAAGAAUAUUACCUGAAGCUAAUGAAAUAAAAAGAAAAAUUAAUAAAUAUUUUCCGGAUUGUCCUAUAUUGAAUAACAACUUCAUAAAUAUUUGUAGAGAAGAUAUACUAAAUAUAUUUGAUAUAUACAAAGCCAACUCACAGGAAAAGGAAGACAAAAAAUCAAAAAACUAUUACAAAAAAACAUAUAAUAAUGAAAAUAUUUGUAUAUAUCUUAGAGGAAUUCCCAGAGAUUAUUUCAUCAAUCCUAAUGAUGAUAAUGAAAAUAUAUCUUCGUAUAUUCCAUUAAUCUUUAUUCAUAUCAUUGAUAGAUUUAGACUUCAAUCCAAUGAUAAUAACCACAAAGGAGGAAGAUAUAUUUUAGCGGAGACCUUAAAGCACACUGGACCCUAUAUUUUCAGGACAAUGAAAUUAGGAAGGAUUAUACACAUAUUACAAAAAUGCAUAGAUUUGAAUAUUCUGUCCUAUUUCAAUAAUAAUAUUAUUCCUAUAUUUACAUCCAUGUCCAUUUCCAAAACGUAUGUAUCCAAAUUGCAUGUUAAUGAAACACCUGCCUUGAAAAACCAUCAAGAAAACUCCAUUAACUUAAUAAAAAGUAGGAUUAGUUAUUUAUUAUAUAGCUUUUCGGAGGAUAAAACAAAAUCCAAAGGUUUUUCCCUUAGCAGAUUACCCUUAAUAUACAAAAAUGUGUACAAGGAAAAUAUAAAUAUCGAUCAAAUAGGAUAUUCAAAAUUGACGGAAUUUAUCAAUAAUGAGAUGAGUGAUAUUUGUUACAUUUCGACCCAGCAUAAAUUUCAGUGCAUAUUGUUGCCUGUUAUGGAAGAUGAGCAAAAACACAGGGAUAAGAAUGCAAAAUUAAGAAAAGAGACAGAAUUAAAGAAAUCCUUAGAUUACAUCAAAAAUUAUAGAUGGGAACGUUGUAUAUCCUAUUUGCAUUAUUCCAACUGCUUAAAAGAUAAGAAUAUAGAAUUUGAAUUGGAAUAUAAUUAUUGUAACCCCACCUUAGAAGAGUUAAAAAAAGAUAUGCAUUUUUAUGAUGAAGAGGACGAUAAUGAAGAAGAAAGUACACAAAAUGAUAAUCCAAAUGAUAAAACAGAUGACGUACCAUUAUUAUUACCUUUGGAUGUAUUCAAUUUACCAUCAACUUAUGAUAUGUAUGAUUCAUAUUAUAAAUCUUCCACAUAUUAUAGUAAAGACGAAAAAGAAGAUAAGGCAAAAAUUAAAUUUCCAGAUAAUUCACAAAACAAAUUUGAUAUUAUGUGUGAUUUUAAAAAAUGCGAAAAUACUAACAUAUCUGUGGAAGAAUCAAUUAAUUUAAAUCAUAUGUAUUAUAACUUUCCUUCUUCAUAUUAUGUCUUCAACUAUUUAUUUAACGAUUAUGUGGAAGAUUUAUCUGUGGUAGAUCAAAUUAGAAUACAAUAA